Molecule: messenger RNA, 1668 nt
Organism: Bufo bufo (common toad)
Lineage: Eukaryota; Metazoa; Chordata; Amphibia; Anura; Bufonidae
Gene: PAH
Product: phenylalanine hydroxylase
Exons: 14
Coding region: 132-1526 (464 amino acids)
Biological process (GO): L-tyrosine biosynthetic process; L-phenylalanine catabolic process
Molecular function (GO): iron ion binding; phenylalanine 4-monooxygenase activity
Source: RefSeq, a predicted model, not a curated record
GCGAUAUUGAGAGAGGAGGAGGGCUUUAAAUACACUCCUGUUGGCUUUGGCAUCUCAACCUUCACAUAGGUGACGUCUGCUCUGCUGAGUGAAUCAUUUCUCAAACAAGAAUUAGUACAGAUACCUGCAAAAUGAAUGGGACACACACAUAUGAGUCUAAUUAUAUUGAAGAAAGUACUAAAGACAACAGGAUCUCUUUGAUCUUUUCCCUCAAGGAAGAGGUUGGAGCACUGGCCAGGGUGCUGCGCAUAUUUGAGGAGAGAGGUGUUAGUCUGAUCCACAUAGAGUCCAGACCUUCCCGGCUCAACAAAGAUGAGUACCAGUUCUUCAUUGACUUGGACAAUAAGAGCACUCCAGCUCUGGAUGAAAUUGUAAAAUGUCUGAGGUUAAACAUUGGGGCUACUGUGCAUGAACUGUCCCGAGACAAGAAAAAAGAUGCUGGUCCCAGUUCUGCUUUUUUGCUUCAUGACAGCUUGUCCUCCACAGCAUCUGUGCUGAAUGGGAAACAUGUGAUUGCUGUCCCAUGGUUUCCAAAAACCAUUCAAGACCUUGACAAGUUUGCAAAUCAGAUCUUGAGCUAUGGAGCGGAACUUGAUGCAGAUCAUCCUGGGUUCACCGAUCCUGUUUAUCGUGCCAGACGUAAAGAGUUUGCCGACAUUGCAUUUAAUUACAAACAUGGUCAACCUAUUCCAUGGGUUACUUACACUGAGGAGGAGAAAAAGACUUGGGGCACAGUGUUCAAAGAGCUGAAAUUGCUGUAUCCCACACAUGCUUGCUAUGAACAUAACCAUAUUUUUCCUCUGCUAGAAAAAUAUUGUGAAUAUAAUGAAAAUAAUAUUCCUCAGCUGGAAGAUGUCUCCAAUUUUCUUCAAACUUGUACUGGUUUUCGUUUACGUCCUGUUGCUGGUUUGCUGUCAUCAAGAGAUUUUCUGGCUGGCUUGGCAUUCAGAGUUUUUCACUCAACUCAAUAUAUUCGCCAUUGGUCAAAACCGAUGUAUACACCUGAGCCUGAUAUUUGCCAUGAGCUUCUAGGACAUGCACCCCUCUUUGCAGAUCCAAGUUUUGCCCAAUUUUCACAAGAGAUCGGAUUGGCAUCACUUGGGGCACCAGAUGAAUACAUUGAAAAGUUGGCUACGUUGUACUGGUUUACUGUUGAAUUUGGACUUUGCAAACAAGAUGAUAAAAUAAAGGCUUACGGAGCUGGGCUGCUAUCAUCAUUUGGAGAAUUACAGUAUUGUUUGACAGACAAACCAGAUCUGAAGCCAUUUGACCCGGAGAAGAUUUCUCUGCAGACAUACCCAAUAACUGAGUUCCAGCCUGUUUAUUUUAUUGCUGAAAGUUUUGAAGAUGCAAAGGAAAAAUUGAGGAAAUUUGCUACCACAAUUCCUCGUCCUUUCUCUGUGCGUUAUAAUCCAUACACACAAAGCAUUGAAGUUUUAGAUAAUGUACAGCAGUUGAAAAAUCUUGCUGACUGCAUUAACAGUGAAAUCGGGAUCCUUUGCUGUGCUCUUCGGAAGCUCGAGUGAAGUUAUUCUCCACCUGCACUUACAAGGAAUGAAAUCGUCUGAAGACGUUACACGGAAGAGAUUACCAUAAAGAAAAGUAUUAUUGAUAUGACAUUGGGGUUACAGAUAUCAUAUAACAACAAAAUAUCACAAUGUUUAUAUA